Molecule: messenger RNA, 1062 nt
Organism: Centropristis striata (black sea bass)
Lineage: Eukaryota; Metazoa; Chordata; Actinopteri; Perciformes; Serranidae
Gene: her12
Product: hairy-related 12
Exons: 2
Coding region: 60-536 (158 amino acids)
Biological process (GO): regulation of transcription by RNA polymerase II; regulation of neurogenesis; anterior/posterior pattern specification
Cellular component (GO): nucleus
Molecular function (GO): DNA-binding transcription factor activity, RNA polymerase II-specific; RNA polymerase II cis-regulatory region sequence-specific DNA binding; protein dimerization activity
Source: RefSeq, a predicted model, not a curated record
AGGGACAUCAGAGCUAACACUGCAGUCCAUAAGAAGCUGCUGACUUCACCUGCACAGACAUGGCUCCCUGCUCCACCAACUUCUCCUCUAUUCACCACAUCAGGAUCUCUGAAAAAGACAACAUUAAACUGAGAAAACCUAUUGUGGAGAAAAUGCGCAGAGAUCGCAUCAACAGCUGCAUCGAGCAACUCAAGAUCAUUCUGGAGAAGGAGUUCCACAAGCAGGAGCCCAACUCCAAGCUGGAGAAAGCCGACAUCCUGGAGAUGACUGUAAGCUUCCUGAGGCAGCAGCUGCAGCCGGGCCUCUGUCACAGCGACUACAACCAAGGCUACUCUCACUGCUGGAGGGACUCUGUGCAUUUCCUGUCUGCUGGAUCCAACACAGAGGCCUCUGCCUCUUCUCUGCAGGGCCUCCAGGAGCAGCAGCUCCAUCAGGCCCAGAGAGCCAGCAGCUCAUCCCCAGUCUGCUCCACCCUCAGGCCCACCACGCUGCAGGACAGCAGCAGCAGCAGAGGGCCCAUGUGGAGGCCUUGGUAGACACUCUGACACACAGACACUCUGACACCUGAGGGGACGCUCUCUCACUAUGUAGGAAAUAUAUUUCCAGCUGGCUCAUUCACGAUGGGUUUCUUUAUUGUCUCAUCACAUUGAUGGACAAGUAGUAAAAGCUAAGGCUCUCACUUAUUUGAAGGUUGUCCUGCUUUGACUUUGAUUCACAUUUGAUGUUUGAUUUUCUUUUGUGUUUAAAGCUGGAGGUUGAUUUUGAGUGAAAUGACUGUUUACUCCAGUGGAGUUUAUCUUUGGACUGCUUGAUGUAACAGUAUCUGCCGUACUGUGUUAUACUGACAGCUGCUGUUGAGAAUAUUUCUCUUCUUUUUUUGAAUUAUCUAUGCCAAAUUGUAUGUGUGAGGAUGUUGAUGGCGUGUGUUUGUCCAUGUGUGCAAGUUGAUGUUCCUAUUAACAUUUGUGUUGAUAUUACUGUUUUGCUAUCACAUGUAGGCUCUUAAAACUCAUAUCUAACAUUUGUAUGACAAUUUAUAAUAAAAAAAGAUACAAUCAUAGA